CCGCCGCCUUGCAUCCUGCCUGCCAGUGUCUGUGGCAUUGGCAUCAGAUCAGGCAGGUGUGUGGGCUCAGGAUGAGGUGGCCGCAGUGAGGAGACCCCUCUCUCAGCCCUGCAGGAAGAGUGGCCAGGAGUGGACAUGAGCGCGGGCACGGAGCUGCUGUGGCCGGGGGCGGCCCUACUGCUGCUGCUGCUGUGGGCGGCGGCCGGCCUGUGUGUGCGCUGCUCCCGCCCAGGUGCGAAGAGGUCCGAGAAAAUCUAUGAGCAGAGGAGCCUGCAAGAAAAUCAGCAGAACUUUGCAGUGGCCCGGACCUAUACCUUGGUCAGGGAGGCCUGGCCAGGGCCCCUGGUGGACACGGCCUCCAACGCGGCAUCAGCAAGCCCCUCCUCAGCCCCUGCCCCACUCCCGUGCAGGAAGGACAAGCUGCUGCAGUUCUCCCCCAGCCUCGAGGAUUCUUCAUCCUCCAGGUACCAGAACUUCAGCAAAGGAAGUAGAUGCAGAUCAGAUGCAGCCUACAUACACCCCUUCACCACGGACUAUUUCGAUUAUGGGCAGUUCCAGAAGCCCCCGGAAGAUGAUGAUGACACCAAUUCCUAUGAGAACGUGCUCAUCUGUGAGCCAAAGAAAACCGAAUCAGGGGACGAGGGGUCUGAGGAUUAUCAGAACUCGGCGUACAUCCAGCAGUGGCGGGAGUCCAGGAGAGUCGUGGAGCCGGUCCGGAGGGAAGCACCUCCCUCCCCAGUAGGAAGUCCAGAUGAGGACGGCGGGGAGCCCGAUUAUGUGAACGGGGAAGUGGCAGCCACCAAAGCCUAGAGAAGCCCUGGAGGAAGGAGCCAGGGAACCAUAUACUGCCUCCCCAGAGCUGCUCAACUUCUAGACCCCCUACAGCUACUCCUGGGAGGGGCACCAAUGCACCCUGAGGACCAGCCAGCUGGCCACGGGGUACCCAGCCCGGGAAAGGACAGUUACGCAUGGAGCCGCCCUCUGACCGGCUCCCACGGGCAAGCCAGGAGCCUGGGGCCGAGGGCAGCUCCCGCUGUGGUCAGAUGCCCAGGACUCAGGGCAGUCUCAUCCCCUUAACCACAUUUAAAACAUCAUACUA
This is a messenger RNA of Mesoplodon densirostris (Blainville's beaked whale), 1099 nucleotides long. It is a transcript of the gene LAT2, whose product is annotated as linker for activation of T cells family member 2. Gene Ontology annotation, cellular component: plasma membrane. The coding region runs from base 136 to 810 and encodes 224 amino acids. The record is from RefSeq and is a predicted model, not a curated record. Gene Ontology annotation, biological process: B cell receptor signaling pathway; calcium-mediated signaling; B cell activation. Lineage: Eukaryota; Metazoa; Chordata; Mammalia; Artiodactyla; Ziphiidae. The transcript has 13 exons.